AUGGCCGUCCAAGUCGCAAUCCCCAAAGACCUCGAAGCCUUCUCGUCGCACUUCAACGCCUUCAAAUCCCGCUCCUCGCCCAAAUCCCCCUGCAACUCCUCCCUCUUCGUCCCCUUCGACGGCCACAUGGGCCACAAAGUCGACCUCCCUUCCGUCCCCUCCCUCUGCCCCUCCUGGUCGCGGACACAAAACCCCCACCUCGCCUCCAUCCAGUCGGACUUCAAAGCCUGGAUCAACAGCUCCUUCAAAGACACAGCGAUGAAAGCCAAAGUGCUGGACUUCAACGCGCCGCUGUUCGCCGCGCUCUCCUACCCGCACACGUCGCGCAAACAACUCCUCACCAUCGCCGAGUGCAUCGCCUGGUACUUCCCCACCCUCGACACCGCCAUCACCACAUCUGCCGACCAGAAACCGCCAAAUAAUGCAGACGCCUACCUCACUUCCCGCGAACUCGCCAACGUCUCCAUCUUCCCCCUGCUAGGCCUCAUCCACUACGCCCACGGCUCCGAACUCCCCGUCGCCUACUCCCACAAGGAGAACAAAACGAUGGCGAAGCUGUGGAAGGAAAUCGCCCGCAUUUCUGUCCUUAGUAACGACAUCCUCGCUCUACGUGGCGAAGUUUUGCAUGCACGACAUGAGAGCUUGGUCCCAUUGCUGAUGAAGGAUGGGGAUCUCGAUGCCCAGGAUGCGAUGGAUCAGGUCGCCGAUAUGGUCAGGGAUGCGCUGGCACGGUUUGAGGAUGCGGAACGCGAACUGGCGGGGCAGGUGGAGGAGGGUGCGAGGAAGGAUGUUGAGGGUUAUGUAAGGGCGUGUAGGGAUUUGGUCGUUGGGCAGUUGGAGUGGAGUUUUGGGCUUAAGGGGGGCGUGGGGCAGAGUUUGGUUGUGGAGGAUGGGACGGUGAUCUUUUAUGUGCGGUGA
This is a messenger RNA of Bacidia gigantensis, 918 nucleotides long. RefSeq lists its product as uncharacterized. Bases 1 to 918 code for a protein of 305 amino acids. The transcript has a single exon. Lineage: Eukaryota; Fungi; Ascomycota; Lecanoromycetes; Lecanorales; Ramalinaceae. The record is from RefSeq and is a predicted model, not a curated record.